Messenger RNA from Spizellomyces punctatus DAOM BR117, 1448 nucleotides. RefSeq lists its product as uncharacterized. Gene Ontology annotation, cellular component: COP9 signalosome. Gene Ontology annotation, biological process: ubiquitin-dependent protein catabolic process. The transcript has a single exon. NCBI's taxonomy places the organism in Eukaryota, Fungi, Chytridiomycota, Chytridiomycetes, Spizellomycetales, Spizellomycetaceae. The record is from RefSeq and is a predicted model, not a curated record. The coding region runs from base 41 to 1372 and encodes 443 amino acids.
CAGAUUUGGCAUUCCUGGCCAUGAUCAAUUUCACUAGGCAAUGGAUGACCUGUUGAGACAAAUCAAAGCUGUCGAAAGGGCGGGAGUAGAAAAGCCCUGGGCAGAUUUGCUACCUGUUCUUAAGGCGGCUAGCUCUGCGGUAUUGUGCUCAUGUACCGUUGAUGGCCAGGACCCACUCGACCUUUUAAACCCGAAAGACCACAGCCUUGCUUACCUCUUCAUCCUAGUCGCGCGCAUGAAGGCGACCAAUGCUGAUGGAGGGGUUCUACUGCAAGCCGCAAUGCGCUUUGCUGAACAGUUUGAACGCGAUCAGGUUCUUUUGGCGCCAGAGCAAAUGACUGCUUACGGGGAAGCCACAGCCCGCCUGGCCGACAAGAUUGAUCGACCCAUAAGUUCAGUGCGUCCAAUACAAAUUGCUUGUAUCAGAUGGUCGGGUUCGAAAGGAAAUCACCUUACGUCGCUACAUCGUAUGGUUUUGAAGUGCUGCCUACUUGCAAAAACGUAUCGUGCUGCACUUCCUGUAUUGGAUCGGGAUAUAACUGAAAUAGAUCCUCAAUCCUACGACCUGAAAUACCAGGACUUCUUAUUGCAUUACUACUACGGAGGCAUGAUUUAUGUCGGAUUGAAGCGUUUCGAGCGGGCACUUCAGUGCUUCCAUCUGUGUCUCACGGCGCCUGGAUUCGUUGCGUCCGCAAUACAGGUCGAAGCCCAUCGAAAGUACAUCUUGGUAUCUCUCAUCUUGCACGGAAGAAGUGAGCCUUUGCCAAAGUAUACAAAUUCGGCCGUUUUUCGAGCAUGCAAGCAGUAUGGCGCAGCCUACCUCGAUUUUGCGCAUGCGUACGAAUCGCUCAACUUUACCCGGAUAGAGACUGAAUUCAGGAAGAGCGAGCAGCAAUUUGAAAUCCACGGCAAUCGGGGCCUUGUCAUGCAGUCCAUGACAGCGCUGGUUCGUCGCAACAUCCAGCAAUUGACGCAGACAUAUUUGACAUUAUCGCUAUCAGACAUCGCAAAGUCGGUAAAACUUUCCGGGGCAGCAGAGGCCGAGCGUAUCGUUCUGCAGAUGAUUGAGGAUGGGGAGGUAUUUGCAACAAUCAACCAAUGUAGCGGGGGAAUGGUGUCGUUCCGAGAUGCACCAGAGACCUAUAAAGCUAUCGAAACCAUGCGAAGGCUGAAGGGAGAAGUAACGCAGGCUAUUGAUCUUGGGGAGCGAGUAAUUAGAAUGGAUCGAGCCCUUGGUCUGUCCAAAGACUUCCUCUCAAAGAUCCUUCAUGGCGAACGAGGCCAAGGUGCGAAUAUUGGGACCGCGGAUGACGACAUGUUUGGGGAUGAUUCCAUAGGAGAGUAUUGGGCCGGAAAUCGAGGGGGGGCUUAGAAGCUCCUCAUGUAUAUAUCAAUACAUACAUUUCUUUUAAAACAGAGUAUGUAUAGAGGGAGAUCUCCAUUAUGAC